This is a messenger RNA of Cantharellus anzutake, 867 nucleotides long. RefSeq names its product cornichon protein-domain-containing protein. Gene Ontology annotation, cellular component: COPII-coated ER to Golgi transport vesicle; endoplasmic reticulum membrane. Gene Ontology annotation, biological process: endoplasmic reticulum to Golgi vesicle-mediated transport. NCBI's taxonomy places the organism in Eukaryota, Fungi, Basidiomycota, Agaricomycetes, Cantharellales, Hydnaceae. The record is from RefSeq and is a predicted model, not a curated record. Bases 143 to 688 code for a protein of 181 amino acids. The transcript has 8 exons.
CUUGUAGAUCAGAUAUAGUGCUACCCGGGUGUCUAACAUUUGGCACUGGUUGUUGAACAAGACUCAUACAUUCCACCAUAUACGCAAAUUUGCUUGCCAGUACUAGCAUACGGGAAAAUUCUGCACCGUAUCAUGUAGCGCCAUGUUUCACACUCCCAUUUGUCCAAAUGGGGAAAACGAGCGCAAAGAAUUUAUAAGCGCCAAGGCCGGAAGCAAAGUGCCACCUCGGACACGCGUCUUUCCGACUACGACAUUAAUUUCUCCUAGGCCCAAAAUGAGUGGCACAGGUUGGCUUUAUCUCUUCAGCGUUCUUGCUGCGGCUGCACUGCUCUUCACCAUGGUUUUCUACAUAAUAAUGUUCUCUGACCUGGAAUGCGACUACAUCAACCCUAUCGACCUCUGCCAGAAGCUCAAUCAGUUCGUGCUGCCAGAAAUGGGGGCACAUGCUGCUCUCUCAUUAUUAUUCCUAUUUACGGGGCAAUGGAUGUCCUUCCUCCUCAAUGUGCCGUUAAUCGCAUACAAUGUGCAAAAAGUCCGACAGCAAAAUCACAUGUACGACGCAACAGAGAUUUUCCGAACGCUUGGUGCCCAGAAGAAAGAAAGCUUUAUAAAACUAGGGUUUUAUCUUGUUUCGUUCUUCUAUUACCUGUACCGAAUGAUCCUAGCUCUCAUUGCUGAGGAAUCCUAGAGGACAAUGUUUCAUUGGUGGGGUGUUUGAUCGGUAGGAUCCCUCUCUCUCUCUCUCUCUCUCUCUUGGGAGGGCUGCAGUAGGAACGUGCAGGGACGGUGCAGCAAUGGUGCUGGGUCAACGAUCUUCUGUAAAUGCCUCAUGACGGAUGAUAAUUAAUGUUUGGUUCCCUUAUCUUU